AUGGCGCCCAUGCCAGAUUUCUCCGUCCAGGCCGAACGCUACAUCAAGAGAGGUCUUGCUCGUCUGCCACGACCAAUAAGUCGCUUUCUCGGUCAUCGCGACGAAACCGUCGCUCCUUCACCCGACUAUCUUGUCUGUAUUUGGGGUUUUAUCGGUGCAUUUUGCGGGCUGAGCGUCAUCUUUGCUGUCUUCGGUCACACUGAAUACUUCACCAGCCGACUUGUCCCCCCCAUCGUUGCUUCAUUUGGCGCAUCGGCUAUUCUCUGUUAUGGCUCCAUCGACGCGCCCCUUGCCCAACCACGCUCCCUCGUUUUUGGCCACUUCUUCAGUGCCCUAAUCGGCGUAAUCAUCGCCACCAUUUUCCAGUUCAAUCUUGAACAUGACCCCACGCCACGGCUGCAAUGGGUCGCUGCGAGCUUAUCCACCGCAAUCGCCCUCGUUGUUAUGCAUCUCACGCGCACCACGCACCCGCCCGCUGGCGCAACCGCACUGAUCCCAUGUAUCGACCCUCAUAUAUGGGCACUGCGGUGGUACUUUCUGCCUGUUGUGUUGUUGUCGUCCUCGCUGAUUCUAUUUACGGCGCUUCUGGUCAACAACAUACAAAGGGUGUAUCCGAGGUUUUGGAUUAAGGCCAUCCCUCCUGUGGCCGCGGCCGAGAAGGAGGCAAUGGAGCGGAAGAAGGAGGAAGAGAGGAAAAACGAGCCCGAUCCAGAAUCGGCGGAUAGCUUGUCACCCCAUCCAUCGCGGUGA
Periconia digitata is the source of this 750-nucleotide messenger RNA. The record is from the annotation of a GenBank genome assembly. NCBI's taxonomy places the organism in Eukaryota, Fungi, Ascomycota, Dothideomycetes, Pleosporales, Periconiaceae.